CAUUCGAAGGAGCAGGAAGUAUAACUAGGUAUAGACAUACAUAAACUGCCGGAUCAUCACAGUGGGCUGGUGAACGUACUUUAAAGCUAGUGAAUCAUGCCGAUGGAUCACAGGGAUAAGGCUAAAAUACGAGCUCAUAUGGAGUACAUCAUUGGAAACUUUGACGUUACAGAUUUUAUAACUGAUUUAGUCGGAAGGGGAUUGACUCUAGAGACUAAACGUGAGAUUGACAAAGUCGAGAAAAUUCGUGAUAAAAAUAGAAAAUGUCUCGAAUGUCUAAUGAAAUCUGAAAAUGGAUCAUAUGACGUGCUCAUUGAGCUCAUGAGGAAAAGAAAUUAUACAGAAAUUAUCAAUAAACUAGAAAGUGGCCUUCCACCCGAGGAAACAGCAGUGACAGAAGAAGCAAGCACAUCAUGUAUAAACGUGCCGAAAAACAAACGAGGCCUUCGCCUGACUGAAAAAGAGCUUAUGUACUUUUCUAAAACAGUCUCUCCAAAGGACAAGUUAAAGUUGGCCACGUGUUUAGGAGUUUCUAAACAUGACGUUGAUGUUAUAGAUAUGGAAAACCAUGAUGUUCGUGCACAAAUGAUGAAACUUCUGUUUAUAUGGAGGAAUAAAUCGAGAGACGGUUGUACCCUGGGUGUGCUUAUGGACCAUUUUAACGAUGCCAUCGAGAACGGUGUCAGCAUUGACACAGACAAAAUGGAGCAGAUCAUUGAAGGCCUACGAUGAUGACGAUGACGAUGAAGAUUGUGAUGUUCAACAACAAUUGUGAACAACAACAACAACAACACCAACUUGAUUCUAUACCAGACUCCCGGUUCCUGUGACAUAUCGUGAUAUAUUUGUAUCCAUUGUAAAGGAGGAGAGCGCAGAAGUAAAACCAGGGAAUGCUAUGAUUGUUCCCUUUGAUAAUACAAUACUUUGUUAGUGUAAUAACCAAUCAACUGUAUUGGUAACAAACUCGUUUGAGUGACAGGUCCUUCGAUACGCAUUUAUACGUUACUUUUAAGUAAACACCAUUUAAAACUCAAAGACUUUAACACAAGGAGUACACGUCUUUCUAGGUUGAACAUAAAGCCUAUACGAAUAUGUAACUAUGACAACAGUAACUAGUGAUUUUGAUAACUACCACUCCGAUCAUGUUGUUUACUUAGUAGUUAACUCCUUUUGAUAUUCUUUACAUGGGUUUGACUGUAUUAAAAUACAUCAUAGCGAUUUUGAUGAUAUCAUUUAUAAGUUUAACAUCAUAUUAGCUCAUAGAUGACCACGGAGUUUCAAAUGUAUAUAAGUGCUCUUACUCCUUUUCCAUUCAUAUAACAUACAGUCAAGGUAUUGGGUUUUCAAUUAGCUUGACAUUAAUAUCCAAAUUGACGGGAACUCCUUUUUUCGUGAUUUUGUUGAUGAUUUGUUGUAACGUAGAACUACAAAUGGUAAACAUUCAAGUCAAUUUAUCUGUUGGAUAUUUGGCAUAUUUUCCAUUAAGAUAUUUUUGUUUUUAAUAUAAAACGUGUUUUCAAUUUAAAAAAAAUACAUUUCCACCUACGCAUGAUUACUGUCCGCUAAAACAGCAAGAUCCCUGCUACUGUGCAAAUAUAUAAGGUCAAAGAACUCACAAGCAAUAAUAGCAUUUAUUGUUGAUCAACGUUUGAUCAGGAAUCGAUUCGGAGUUGUCACUGAUGUAGCCAUUGUACCUUUCUUUUGCAAUGUUUCAACAUAAUUGAAUAAACAUAUUCUUGAGAAAAUC
Messenger RNA from Mizuhopecten yessoensis (Yesso scallop), 1747 nucleotides. RefSeq lists its product as uncharacterized. The record is from RefSeq and is a predicted model, not a curated record. Gene Ontology annotation, molecular function: protein binding. The transcript has 3 exons. Bases 97 to 732 code for a protein of 211 amino acids. Gene Ontology annotation, biological process: signal transduction. NCBI's taxonomy places the organism in Eukaryota, Metazoa, Mollusca, Bivalvia, Pectinida, Pectinidae.